GAGCGACCCCUGUACCGACGGAGAAGGCACACUCUGACGAAGAGCCAAAAUUUCCUGAAAUACCGAUGAGUGAUGGACCAAAGCAACCCGACCAAAACUCGAAGGUUGAGACAAAUUAUGCUGUCAAGUCAGCCAGUGAUGCUGCUGGACCAUCAAAAGAAGAAACAACAGUAGCUGCAGCAGUCGUUAACGGUUCUGACGCUGACGCACAGAAAGAUGACAGUUCCGCUGAACCUGUCAAACGUGCGGAGGUUGGAGACAAGGAUAAGAAUGCACCCGAGGAAGACACUGACCAUGUUGAAGAAGCCAAGAGUUCAAGUGCGAAGAAGUUAUCCAAGAAGGAGUCAUCAUCGGGAAAGUCCCACAAACGCCAAGGAGAUGGCAAACCACCAAGGGCUCCUACGCCCUAUAUUAUAUUCUCCAAUGACAUCCGCGAGUCCAUCAAACAGAGGAAUCCUGACAUGAAGCCAACAGACAUUAUGAAGGCAAUCGGUGAACAAUGGCGGAACCUGCCCAAAGAGGAGAAAAAGACCUACGAGGAUAAGGCAGAGGUGGAAAAGGCCAAGCUUGGACUAGAACAGGGUAACACGGAUGGGCCACUCUCCACACACAAAGGAAAAAAAACGAAUGCUAAAGCUACAACUAAGUCUAAAUCCAGAAAUGAUAAUGAUAAGCCUCGUUUGGGAAGACAUGGUCAACCAAACUCAAAGCCUGCUCAAGGAAUCCUUCAAGAUGGAUUUAUUGUCUUCUGCCUUGAAAAUCGGAGCCGGGUUGAGGAGGGACUGGGGGAAGGAGCUACUUUGGCAGAUAUUCAACAAGAGCUUUCCAAGGAGUGGGAACAGUUGGGCUUUGAAGAGAGGCGGAAGUACAUGAGUGCCGCAAAUGCAACUGCUGACAUCGAAGUCAGUCCAUCUAGCAUGGCAGCCAAUCCUGAUCCGGCCUUAGCAUCGUCCAUAUCAGAUGCUAUUGUUGCUGGAUUCAAGGAAACUGAGGAAGGAGAUGUUGAGUUUGUGUUGGCACAAACACUGGAGGGUGACUUUGUCACUAAGAGAAAGAGACUGGAUUAUACAGAUCUUGAUUAUGAAGAGGCGAAGAAGCACAAAUCUGGCACUGAUGUUUCAAACGCUAUCAGCGCUUUCAAAAGAAGGAAGCGACAGUUUUAUGCUGAGAUAGAGCAGCGAACUGUAAAUGGUGUCCUGGACCUUGACGACAUCUCUGCAGGAAGCAUGCUUGAGACCCUUGCCUUUCUCGGAAACAUGCGUGAGGAUGUUUUUCCUACCACAAAUACGAAGCUCCAGUCUCCUGAUGUUUG
This is a messenger RNA of Closterium sp. Naga37s-1, 1312 nucleotides long. Lineage: Eukaryota; Viridiplantae; Streptophyta; Zygnematophyceae; Desmidiales; Closteriaceae. The record is from the annotation of a GenBank genome assembly.